Molecule: messenger RNA, 2220 nt
Organism: Trichoplusia ni (cabbage looper)
Lineage: Eukaryota; Metazoa; Arthropoda; Insecta; Lepidoptera; Noctuidae
Product: sodium-dependent serotonin transporter-like
Exons: 1
Coding region: 41-1921 (626 amino acids)
Biological process (GO): sodium ion transmembrane transport
Cellular component (GO): membrane
Source: RefSeq, a predicted model, not a curated record
UGUUGAUAAUUAAUAAAAUUGUAUUGACACUUCUAAAUUGAUGUUGCGUGGAAAAAUGAAACAUGAAGCAAAAGUUGAAAUCGAUGGGUCUUAUUGUCCUGAAUUGAAAUGCCGAUGGAACAGUUACGGUAACUAUAGACUUAUCAUUUGGGCAUGGAUGAUGAACGACAUCACGGUCAUGUUCUCUCCGGCGGAAAUUUCACACAAUGGAUUUUACGCGCAUGCAGCCCUACAAACUGUAGCUGUAAUCCUAGUUGGGAUGCCACUCGCGUAUUCCGAGAUAUGUUUGGCUCAGUACACGAAUUGCAAUAUAUUCUCGAUGUGGGAUUUCUUUCCGCUGUUUAAGAAUGUUGGUUAUGGUACAUUAUUUUUGAUUCUGCUAAAAACGAUAUACUUGCUGGUGUUAACCUCUUGGUAUUUGAUUUACACAUUUUACUCAGCGCUUGAUGUUCCUCCUUGGCUUAGCUGUGACGAUUAUGGUGAUACAAAAUGCAUGGUAAAACGCGUAAACGUUUCAAUUUUUCAACACUGCUUGGAAGCCCAAAUUUUGUUUGAAGACGAUUGUGGAAUGAAGACUGCAAGCAACUGUUUCUUUGAACGAGAAAUAGGCGGUAACUGUACUGUGGAUAUCGGAUUCGAAUGCUUACUUCCUUGGAAAACAAUAGUGGCAGCAACAGCAAUUUGUUUAACAGUGUAUAUUUUAUCAAUUAAGAAAGAAAAAUUUAUUCAAAUUUUGGUUAGGCUUACAGCAUUUUAUAUUUGUUUUGUGAUACUGGUUUUAUUUUGUGUAGCAUUGUCAACCAGCGGUACUUGGUAUGCAACAAAAAUUACUAUAAAUUGGACCAAUUAUACAUUCCUUAAUUGCUACAGCACUGUCACUAGGGGAUUCCUCUCCGUAGGGACGGGGUACGGCAUAUUAAUUUUCUUAACUCGGGACGUGUCAUUUCGAAGUCCUGCAACUAUGACUUCCAUUAGUAUGCCUCUGUUCGCGUUAUUCGUCUCUUUUAUGUUUGCACUUAUUGCAUUUAGUGGCAUUAAAACAAUGUCCUACUAUCAUGGAGAAGAAGAAAAUGUCAUAGAAAUCGGCUCAAGUUUAUUUUUUCCUAUGUUUGCUUCUAUGUCUGAGAUUAUGAGCUACUUUGAUGCAUUGCCAAUGUGGGGAUUUUUUUGGUUUUCCGUAUGUUUCUUUAGUCUAUACAUUAAUUUCUGGAUUCUGUAUUUGUUUCUAAAAGAAUGUUUGCUCUCCAUGGAAAUAGCAAGGUUGUAUACAAAGUUAUCCUGUUUGAUAAUGCUAAUAGUCAUAGGUAUAUUGACUUUGCCCUUUUUAUGUUCAGACUUAACUGGCAUUUUGACAGAUGCAACAGAAAUUAUUCAAGCUAUUAAUAGUUUAUUUUUUUCGGUCUCGCUGUAUUGGUUUUAUGGCAUUCAGAACCACAAUGUUGAUAUUAUAUUUAUGAUCGGUAUCAAGACCAAUCACUUCUUGAAAGUUGCGUGGUUGUUGAAUCCUAUCUUUAUUUGUGUUAUUUUGUACGCUAGAUGGGAGGUAAUGGAAACUUAUGAGUUUCAGGAUUCAUAUUACAUCGAAUCAAUAGAUAUGACUUGUGAUUUGCUGGUGUUGUAUAUUUUAUUGGGAAUUUAUUCUUUUAUUCUGAUGGUCGGUUUUAUGUUACAAAUAGCAAAAUAUUAUCAUAAUCACGAAUGCCGUGAACUAUUUAGAGCGAAAGAAACGUUUGGUCCGAAGGACAAGAUUUUGUUUAGGAGUAGGAAAAUGUUUGUUCCCGAGAUAAUGACCAGAGAAUUUCUAUAUCGUCAAAUCCGUAUCCGGGGCUAUUACCAAAAACAAAAGACAGGUUGUAAAAAGAACCUAAAGACGUUUGCAAAUGAGGACGCUGAUGAUAGGUCUUAUAACGGUAGUCUAUAAAUGACUUAAUACAGUUCAAUGGGCCUUCGUUAUGAAGUGGCAUACAGAAUAGGGUAACCGAUAUCAUUUGCAGUUUGACGAUUCUAGAUUCUACCAUUUAGACUAACUGUUUUCUUUUAUGUAACAUUUGCCAUUCUCUUUGGGUAGUAUAUGAUAUAUAUUUUAAGGUUUUACAUCAGAAUCGAGCUUCGGCAAGAUACCUCAUAAGCUCAUUUAAACAAAUCUGCUCAUUAUCCGUCACACAUUGCACGAAAUUAAUUAAUUUGACAGAUUUCAGUUUUGCUUGACUAACCUGGCUU